Molecule: messenger RNA, 1532 nt
Organism: Sabethes cyaneus
Lineage: Eukaryota; Metazoa; Arthropoda; Insecta; Diptera; Culicidae
Gene: U3-55K
Product: U3 small nucleolar RNA-interacting protein 2
Exons: 3
Coding region: 120-1532 (470 amino acids)
Cellular component (GO): small-subunit processome
Molecular function (GO): protein binding; snoRNA binding
Source: RefSeq, a predicted model, not a curated record
UCGAGAUUCGCAGCAUAAAACUUUGCUAAGCAUAGAUUUAUGCACGUACACGUUGUUUUCGGUUUGAAUUAUAUUUCCCAUUGUGUUGUUUAGUUUAUAAAAUCUAAAACAUUCUUACAAUGUCGUCAUUUUUCCUAAAAGGAAAACCACGAAAGGAGACGGUCUUGAAGCGAAAGUACGACAAGACACUCUCGAACAAAAAAGAUAAAAAGGCUUCCCGUAAGGAAAAGCCCCAACCGGAAUCGGAAGAGGAAAUCGACAGCGAUCAAGAGGAAGAGCUAAGCGCGGCUAUAAUAUCGAAAAAGAAAAAAUUCAACUUCGAAGAUGAGGACGAAGCAAUGCUCGAAACACCGCAGGAUAAACGGCUUCGGCUGGCCAAAAAGUAUCUCAACGAGAUUUCCGAAAUCGAACAAGGAAAGCGAGAGGACGAAGAGAUACACGACAGUAUCUCGAAGGUUUUGAGGGAGGACUAUCUCGAAAGUGUGGGGAAACUUUAUCGGGAGGUUUCCGACAACUAUCUGGGAUACGAUUUGGAUAGUGCGGUCACUCUGAAAUUUAAACAGCAACAUCUUUCUCCGACUUGCUUGUGCCUGACGGAGGACGAUCGCUUUCUGUAUGUGGCUAACAAAAACGGCAUUAUUGCUCGGUGGGAUUUGAACAAGAAGGAAAAACUGUGUUCCACGAAGCCGCAGCGAACGUCAAUUCAGGCUUUGGCGAUAUCGUACGAUUUGAAGUUUCUAGUUGUUGCCGAUGGAACUAAUGAAAUUAAAGUUUUGGACGGCACUUCACUGGAACCAGUUAACAGUCUCAGUGGGCACUCGGAUGUUGUUACCGGAGUGGUUUUUCGUAAAAAUACACAUCAAAUGUAUUCUUGUAGUAACGAUAGAACCGUUAAAGUCUGGUCACUGGAUGAAAUGCUGUACGUCGAAACGCUCUACGGCCAUCAGUCAGGCGUAACCAGCAUUGAUGCAUUAGCUCGGGAACGUGCUAUUACAUCCGGUGGUAGCGAUCACUCCGUGCGGAUUUGGAAAAUCGCCGAAGAAUCGCAAUUGGUGUACAACUGUCCAGCGACCGUCAACAGCGUUGAAUGUGUUCGGUUGAUAGGUGAUGAACAUUUCCUUACCUGUGGUACUGAUGGUUCCGUGUCGGUUUGGAGUUCGGGGAAGAAAAGACCUCUUCACACUGUUCCACUAGCCCAUGGCCAGUCAUCGAACGGUGAGGCUAAUUGGAUCAGUUCGAUUGCUACUCUACUGAACACGGAUGUUAUUGCUUCCGGUUCGUGUGACGGCUGGGUGCGGUUGUGGAAAUUGGUUGGACCAGGUAAAAAAAUUGAACCGCUAAUGGAAGUUCCGGUGGAAGGAUUUGUGAAUGCUCUUAAGUUUACCGCUGAUGGCAAGCGGUUGAUCAUCUGCGUAGGACAAGAGCACCGGCUGGGUCGAUGGUGGAGUAUAAAGCAAGCGAAAAACAGAACUAUCGUGCUGCCACUGAAGGUGGUCGAGAGAGAGGAUCAUAGAAAAGCAAAUAAAGAUUAA